Monoraphidium neglectum is the source of this 519-nucleotide messenger RNA. RefSeq lists its product as hypothetical. Bases 1 to 519 code for a protein of 172 amino acids. The transcript has a single exon. NCBI's taxonomy places the organism in Eukaryota, Viridiplantae, Chlorophyta, Chlorophyceae, Sphaeropleales, Selenastraceae. The record is from RefSeq and is a predicted model, not a curated record.
AUGGCGCGCAUCAACGGCGUGGCGGCGGCGCACCGGGAGUGGAGGAGGCAGCAGCAGGAGCUCACGGCGCUGCAGCGGCAGCUCGGCCAGCAGGGCCAGCAGCAGCAGCAGGUCCAGCAGGUGCAGCAGCAGCUGCCGCAGGAGCAGGACCAGGAGCAGGGCCACCACCACCACCAGCAGCAGCAGCAGCAGCAGCAGGGCAGGCCCAGCCAGCAGCAGCUGCAGCUGCAGCUGCAGCAGCAGCUCGGCACCAUCCUCAGCGUGCUGACCAACCUGGGGAUGCUGCCAGCCCCCACACAGCCCCCCGUGCCGGCCAGCGCCGCGCCCGCCGCGCUCAGCGCCGCGCCCAGCGACCAGGCCGCCCAUGGGGCGCCGGGGCCGCCGGCGCGCCCGCAACAGGCGGCGGCGCAGGGCGGUGCGAGCCGGGAGGGGCUGAUGGCAGAGGUGCUCCUGGCCCUCAUGCAGGCUGCGGCCGGCCGCACUGCUGCCACUGCCACCGCCACCGCAGCAGCCCCUUGA